Messenger RNA from Strongylus vulgaris, 264 nucleotides. NCBI's taxonomy places the organism in Eukaryota, Metazoa, Nematoda, Chromadorea, Rhabditida, Strongylidae. The record is from the annotation of a GenBank genome assembly.
AUGAAUAUCUUUGUGCCGUUUGUCAUGACAGAGUUUAACUGCACAAAGACAGAAGCUGACGCUGUUGUCAUUGUCAUGCCUACCGCUUCAAGUCUCAUGGCUGGCCCGAUAGCUGCAAUGGUCUAUCAAUUCGUUGGAGCACGAAUAAGUAUAGUGACCGGUGCAUCAUUAUGCUUCUUAGGCUUCAGUAUUGGCUCUAUAGCUCCAUCUGUAGCAAUUUUGUCAAUCUUCACUGUAUUUAUCGGUAUGUCAAUAUGUUGCUAA